Messenger RNA from Cyclocybe aegerita, 1563 nucleotides. The record is from the annotation of a GenBank genome assembly. Lineage: Eukaryota; Fungi; Basidiomycota; Agaricomycetes; Agaricales; Hemipholiotaceae.
AUGUUCCCAAAAGCCUCUCUUGUCGCCCUCACCUUCGCCGCUCUCGCCUGGGGCCAAGGCGUCGGCACCUACCAGGCAGAGAACCACCCCCAACUCCCCUUCCAGCGUUGCACGACCUCUGGUGGCUGCACCACUGUCUCCACCGGCCAGGUCGUUCUCGACUCGAACUGGCGUUGGGUCCAUCGCAGUGACGGAUACACCAACUGCUACACCGGCAACGCAUGGAACGCAGAGGCCUGCCCCAACGGUGCCACCUGCGCGACCAACUGCGUCCUCGACGGGGCCGACUAUUCAGCCACAUAUGGUAUCACAACUAGCGGCAACGCCCUCACCCUUAAGUUCGUCACCAACAACUCGAACGGCAAGAACGUCGGCUCGCGUGUCUACCUGAUGAGCAGCGACACCCGAUACGAGAUGUUCAAAUUCAUCAACCAAGAGUUCACCUUCGACGUCGACGUUUCCAACCUCCCCUGCGGCCUUAACGGCGCCCUCUACUUCUCGGAGAUGGACGCAGAUGGAGGCAUGUCCAGGUUCUCAUCCAACAAGGCCGGUGCCAAGUACGGAACCGGCUACUGCGACUCCCAGUGCCCCAAGGACAUCAAGUUCAUCAACGGCGAGGGCAACGUACUCAACUGGACUCCCUCAGCGACAGAUCCCAACGGUGGAACCGGGAGCUACGGAACGUGUUGCAACGAAAUGGACGUCUGGGAGGCCAACUCUAUUUCCACCGCCUUUACACCUCACCCUUGCACAGUCCAAGGCCAGUAUCGCUGCUCCGGAACGGAGUGCAACACCCCCACCGAGCGCUACAACGGCGUCUGCGAUCCGGACGGCUGCGACUUCAACUCAUAUCGCAUAGGCGACACCUCCUUCUACGGCCCGGGCAAGACCGUCGACACCACAAGGAAGUUCACCGUCGUGACCCAGUUCAUCUCCUCCGACGGGACGGCUAACGGGCAGCUUAAGGAGAUUCGCCGUAUCUACGUACAGGACGGCCGCGUCAUCCAGAACUCCAAGGUCAACAUCCCCGGCAUGACCGCGUACGACUCAAUCUCCCAGGAGUUCUGUACGGCACAGAAGAGCACCUUCGGCGAUACCAACAGCUUCCAGACGAAGGGCGGCAUGAACGGAAUGGAAUCGGGCGUCAACAGGAACGGCAUGGUCCUCGCGCUCUCCAUCUGGGAUGACCACUACGCCCACAUGCUAUGGCUCGAUUCGACCUACCCCGUCGACUCCACGAAGCCCGGUGCGGCCCGUGGAACAUGCCCAACAUCGGGAGGGGACCCAAAGGACGUCGAGGCCAACAGCCCCAACGCCUCAGUCACCUACUCCAACAUCAAGUUCGGUGACAUCGGAUCGACGUUCUCUGGCUCCACCGGCGGUGGCGGCACCAACCCGCCCACCACCGUUACGAACCAACCGCCUACGACCACGACCACGGCGCCAGGUGAGACCCAGACAAAGUAUGGUCAAUGCGGUGGAACUGGCUGGACGGGCCCUACCGCCUGCGCGGCUGGCAGCACUUGCACUUUCAGCAACCAGUGGUACAGCCAAUGCCUCUGA